This is a messenger RNA of Oncorhynchus gorbuscha (pink salmon), 5206 nucleotides long. RefSeq names its product ubiquitin-conjugating enzyme E2 Q2-like. The record is from RefSeq and is a predicted model, not a curated record. The transcript is spliced from 14 exons. The coding region runs from base 21 to 1163 and encodes 380 amino acids. Lineage: Eukaryota; Metazoa; Chordata; Actinopteri; Salmoniformes; Salmonidae.
GUUUGAGAUGUGAGUGGAAGAUGUCGGUUUCGGGUCUGAAGGCCGAAUUGAAGUUUUUGGAGUCAAUUUUUGACCCAAACCACGAACGUUUCAGAAUUAUCGAUUGGAAGCCCGACGAGCUUAGUUGUCAGUUUAACGUAACCGGUGAAAAACUGCUGAUAAUACAUUGCAACAUCACGGAGGCAUACCCCUCUACACCUCCAAUCUGGUUUGUUGACUCUGAUGAUCCAAGUCUGACAGAGGUGUUGGAGCGCUUGGAAGAUGUUAGAAAAGGAACAUCUUUGCUCCUGCAGCAGCUGAAGCGUCUCAUCUGUGACCUGUGUCGACUGUACAACCUGCCCCAGCACCCAGAUGUUGAGAUGCUAGAUCAGCCCCUCCCUGCUGGGCCCAUCAACCCAGAGCGCAAGCAUGGACCAGCAGAUGAAGUGACAUCCGAGGAGGAGGAGGAGGAAGAGAUGGGCGAGCAGGACAUUGAAGACCUGGACCACUAUGAGAUGAAGGAGGAGGAGCCUGUACAUGGGAAGAAGUCGGAGGACGACGGGAUUGAGAAGGAGAACCUGGCCAUCCUCGAGAAGAUCCGUAAGAACCAGAGGCAGGACCACUUGAACGUAAGUGCUCAUUCGGGUGCCGUUUCUGGUUCAGUUCAGGCGUCUGAUCGUCUCAUGAAGGAACUCAGGGAGAUCUACAGAUCGCAGAGUUACAAGACAGGUAUUUAUUCGGUGGAGCUAGUCAAUGACAGCCUUUAUGAGUGGCACGUCAAAAUAAGAACGGUAGACCCAGAUAGUCCGUUGCAUAGUGACUUGCAGGUUCUGAAGGAAAAGGAAGGGGUGGACUACAUUCUGCUCAGUUUCUCAUAUAAAGAUAACUUUCCUUUUGAUCCACCGUUCGUACGGGUCGUCUCUCCUGUGCUGUCCGGAGGGUACGUUCUUGGCGGAGGGGCCUUAUGUAUGGAGCUUCUCACAAAGCAGGGCUGGAGCAGUGCCUAUUCCAUUGAGUCUGUCAUCAUGCAGAUCAAUGCGACCCUAGUCAAAGGAAAAGCCAGGGUGCAGUUCGGAGCCAAUAAGAAUCAGUACAGUCUGGCCAGGGCACAACAGUCAUACAAAUCCCUGGUGCAGAUUCACGAAAAGAAUGGCUGGUACACACCUCCUAAAGAAGAUGGGUAAAGAGUUCACUCCUCAUUCUCCCUGGGAACAUAAUGUCGUUUGGGUAAAAAAAAACACACAAAAAAACAACAAUAUAUUUUAAUUUCUUUUGGAGCUAUUUUCUCCCUUCUGACUUAUUUGGGAGUUAUAUCAUCUUUCUUGUGGAAACCAACUGGCAAAUUCUUCCGUCUGGCCUGUCGUCAGCUCAGUAGACCAGUAUCUCUUCUCUGCCUGGCCCAAUAACGGGCUAGACUGUCUACUCCCUGCUGCAUCACUCCACAGCCCCCUUCACCUGAGGAGAAUGUCUGUUAUAACUGAGGGGCUCGGCUGUCCUGUUGCAUCACUCCACUGUCCCCUUCACCUGAGGAGAAUGUCUGUUAUAACUGAGGGGCUCGGAGGUCCUGUUGCAUCACUCCACAGCCCCCUUCACCUGAGGAGAAUGUCUGUUAUAACUGAGGGGCUCGGAGGUCCUGUUGCAUCACUCCACAGCCCCCUUCACCUGAGGAGAAUGUCUGUUAUAACUGAGGGGCUCGGAGGUCCUGUUGCAUCUUUUCACAUUUUGUUUUCCCUUGUCUCUCUCUCGAUGUGGAGAACAGCCUUUUCUCCUUCCAUACACGCGCUGGUUUUGACGACGUGGGCUCGACUAACAGAUCAUCGUGAUUAGUUCCUCCUCUGUGAGAGAACCUACCUACUGUACAGCAGACAGGUCUGACUAGAGCUGGUUUGUUCGUAUCCACAACCACCACCACCCUGUUUUUAGUGUGAAGCUGUACGCUCUUACAGCCAGCCACAGCAUUGGCAGUCGGAUUUGAACUGAAACCUCUCUGUGGUGGCAGUUGGAUUUGAAAUGAAACCUCUCUGUGCUGGCAGUUGGAUUUGAACUGAAACCUCUCUGUGGUGACAGUUGGAUUUGAACUGAAACCUCUCUGUGGUGACAGUUGGAUUUGAACUGAAACCUCUCUGUGGUGGCAGUUGGAUUUGAACUGAAACCUCUCUGUGGUGGCAGUUGGAUUUGAACUGAAACCUCUCUGUGGUGACAGUUGGAUUUGAACUGAAACCUCUCUGUGGUGGCAGUUGGAUUUGAAUUGAAACCUCUCUGUGGUGGCAGUUGGAUUUGAACUGAAACCUCUCUGUGGUGGCAGUUGGAUUUGAACUGAAACCUCUCUGUGGUGACAGUUGGAUUUGAACUGAAACCUCUCUGUGGUGGCAGUUGGAUUUGAACUGAAACCUCUCUGUGGUGACAGUUGGAUUUGAACUGAAACCUCUCUGUGGUGGCAGUUGGAUUUUAAAGUGAAUAUGAAGGAAGAUGGAGGAUCACUUAAGAUGUUUCAGUGGUCAUCUUUAGUGACGCUGCUCCUUUUUCUCCCCUGACUUUGUGUAAUAUUUACUGGUACCAAAUUACAGACGUUGUUUAAAAGAAAUAGUAUAUGCUUAAAUGUAUUGUUAUUCUGCUUGCUGGCUUUUUUUUUUGCUUUUUAUUUUUAUGUCCCAGCAGUAACAUCAUGUGCCAGAUUGGUGACAAAAUGGUGGCUGACUAGGAUGCAGGAAGGGGUCUCCCAAAAGACACCCUAGUAUCUAGAUAGUGCACUUCUUUUGACCUUUGACCUAUGGGAAUGAAAAAGCACGAUAUGGACAACAUUCUUAGGAAAGCAAAGUAACUCUGGAUCAUUCUAAAAAAUAUAUAUAUAUUUCUGAUAAGUGUGUCGGUCAAAAAAAUACUGGACGCUGUAGUAUAAACGAGUUGCCAUUUUGAGAUGAAAUCUACCACUGCGUACCAUCUCCCUGCUGUCCUGUAGGAUGCGGCUGUUGAUCCUCAGUUACAACAUCACCCUGAACAUGUUUGGUUUUUUUUAGAAUGGUUAAGUGAGCUUGGUCCACCACGCCGUCUGUCAUGUUGUUUUUCUAUUUAAAGGGGAUGGCGUAGGGGAUGGCCUGGUUCCAGAUCUCCUGGGGACACCUGAAACCCCACCUCUUUAAGGAAUACCUAGGAUAGGUUAAGUAAUCUCUCUCACCCCACCCCCCCUAAGUUUUAGAUGCACUAUUGUUAAGUGACUGCCCCACUGGAUGUCAUAAGGUGAAUGCACCAAUUUGUAAGUCGCUCUGGAUAAGAGCGUCUGCUAAAUGACUUAAAUGUAAUGUAAAUGUUAAAUGGUUUGUACCCAGAAGUUCAUACCGUUUCUCUACCGUACCGGGGUAUGCGGUAUUACCGAAUGUGCACAGAAGUUGUUGGCUCUAUUUUUAUGCACAAAACAAUUUAGGUAACCAGGGGCUCUUGAUCCAGGAAGGGGAUUGAACGUCUCUGCUGUAACCAAGAAGCUUGAUCUUGACAUCUCAACACUUAGCUAGCAAGUCAACAAGCAUCGUGCAUAGCUGGAGCCCUGAGCUGGAUAUCAUUUAUUUAACACAUCUUAUAGUUAUACUACAUUUAAAGUUAUAGGCAAUGGUGUUGCACUCACUCCCAUAACAACCCCCCCCCCCCCCCCCCCAAAAAAACCCUCAAUUCUAAAUCAUACCAUUCGUAUUACCCUGGUAUAAAUUGUAUAUAUCGCCCAAGCCUAUUGUCCUCUAAUGACCAUAGGACAAGACGGCACAAAUGGACCUGGGACCAACCAGGCUGGAGCAUAGCAUGCAAGGCUACCACGGCACAACACCGUUACCAUAGCUACAUUACCAGCUAGUUACCAUAGCUACAUUACCAGCUAGUUACCAUAGCUACAUUACCAGCUAGUUACCAUAGUCGGUUACAUUACCUGUUAGUUACCAUAGUUGCAUUACCUGUUAGUUACCAUAGUUGCAUUACCUGUUAGUUACCAUAGGCAGCUUCAUCUCCAGUUAGUUAUCAUAGUUGCAUUACCAGCUAGGUACCAUAACUAAAUCACCAGUUGGUUAACUUAGUCGGCUUUAACUGGAGACUGACGCUUUGUGGGUCUUGCAUAGUUGUAUGUUUUCAAUAGAUCAUAUUUUGUGUUAUAAAAGGACAGAGUUUUCAUUGAGCUAUUUUACUAGUAUACCAGUAGUGAGUUUUAUUGGGUGAUAUAUUCUAUAGCUACCUACAUUGAAACACCGUUAACUAUACUGAACAAAAAUAUAAAUGCAACACAUUAAAUGAUUUUAUUAUAUAAGGAUAUAAGGAAAUACUUAUAUAAGGAAAUACAAAUGACUUGGCAUGGGCACAGCCAUAGAAAGGUCCUGGAAGGGCAUAGGCCCACCCACUUGGGAACCAGGCCCACCCACUUGGGAACCAGGCCCACCCCCAGCCAAUCAGAAUUAGUUCUACCCCCAGGGGGGGUUUAUUACCGACAGAAAUACUCCUCAGUUUCAUCAGCUGUCCGGGUGACUGGUCUCAGACGAUCCCGCAGGUGAAGAAGUCAGAUGUAGAGGGGGGCUUGCUUGGUAACACGCGGUCUGCGGUUGUGAGGCCGGUUGGACGUACUGCCAAAUGCUCUAAAAUGAAGUUGGAGGCGGCUUAUGGUAAAAAAAAAUGAACAUUCAGUUCUCUGCCAAAAGCUCAGGUGGACAAUCCUUGCUGUCGCCAUGCCAAUUGCACACUCCCUCUACUUGAGAUAUCUGUGGCAUAGUGUUGUGAAAAAAACUGCACAUUUUAGUGGCCUUUUAUUGUCCCUCGUACAAGGUGCACCUGUGUAAUGAUCAUGCCAUGUAAUCAACUUAUUGAUAUGCCACACCUGUCAGUUGGAUGAAUUAUCUUAGCAAAAGAGAAAUGCUCACUAAGAGAGAUGUAAUCAAAUCUGUGAACAAAAUAUGAGAGAAAUAGGCUUUUUGUGCAUAUGGAAAAUGUUGUGUAAUUUCAGCUCAUGAAACAUGGGACCAACACUUUACAAGUUGAGUUUUAUGUUUUUGUUCAGCGUAUUUGGAGGGGAGCUCUCCUGACCUGGUAAAAUAAUAACAUCUUAAGAUGCGUCCUAAAUUGGACCCUAUCGCUCAUCAUAUGGCUCUGGUCUAAAUUAGUGCACUAUAUAGGGAAUAGGAUUCUAUAGGGCUCUGGUCUAAAGUAGUGCACUAUAUAUAGGGAAUAGGGUUCUAUAGGGCUCUGGUCUAAAGUAGUG